AUGUCACAAUGUUUUAGCCAAAGUGAAUCCCGUGAAGGAAAUAUUAGGUCAUUCUCCCAAUCAACAUCAGCUGCAGCAAGUGAAGAUCAAGUUAACGAAAGUGAAAUGAGUAGUGAAAAUGAGAAAUUUGAUUUUGCAGUAGAUUACAAAUUAUUUGUUAAAAUAGCAAAUGGGGAUAAUAAUAUUAUGCCAAGUGAAUUCUCUGUGACAUUCAAAAUGCAAAGAAAAACAGGCACUAAUAUCCAAUUAGUCGAUGAACAGGAUUUCAUAAAGUUUAAAUCUGAAUAUACAAAGUUAGCUACUAGAAAGAGUGAUAUCAAAAUUUAUAUAACAAUUGUGCGACAAUCUACUAAAAACAAAUGA
Dentiscutata erythropus is the source of this 363-nucleotide messenger RNA. NCBI's taxonomy places the organism in Eukaryota, Fungi, Glomeromycota, Glomeromycetes, Diversisporales, Gigasporaceae. The record is from the annotation of a GenBank genome assembly.